CCCCGAGGACACAAAAGCGGCGCGGCGCAGAGCCGCCCGCACAGCCCGGAGCAGGCGCCGCCGCCUCAGGAUGCCGAAUUGGGGUGGAGGGAAGAAGUGCGGCGUAUGCCAGAAGACAGUGUACUUUGCUGAGGAGGUGCAAUGUGAAGGCAACAGCUUCCACAAGUCCUGCUUCUUAUGCAUGGUCUGUAAAAAGAACCUGGACAGCACCACUGUAGCGGUGCACGGGGAAGAGAUCUACUGCAAGUCCUGCUAUGGCAAGAAGUAUGGCCCCAAGGGCUAUGGAUACGGGCAAGGAGCCGGGACCCUGAGCACCGACAAGGGCGAGUCGCUGGGAAUCAAGCCUGAAGAGGGCCAUCCUCACCAGCCCACCAACAAUCCCAACGCUUCCAGGAUGGCCCAGAAAGUGGGUGGCUCUGACGGAUGCUCACGCUGCGGACAGGCGGUGUAUGCUGCUGAGAAGGUGAUUGGAGCUGGAAAGUCCUGGCACAAGGCUUGUUUCCGAUGUGCCAAGUGUGGGAAAGGCCUGGAAUCCACCACCUUGGCUGACAAAGAUGGAGAAAUCUACUGCAAAGGAUGUUACGCCAAGCACUUCGGGCCUAAGGGUUUUGGCUUUGGGCAAGGAGCUGGUGCGCUUGCCCAUGCCCAGUGAGGUGCCAGGCCUGGCCCCGCUGACUCCUCCUUGCCAUGCUGGUGCCCUGACGAUGCUGCGAGGGAGCCCAGCCCGUCUGCUUCCUAGUGCCAAUGCCUCUCUUCAUAACUAACAACCUCCUGCUGCUUCUCACGGCACUACACCAUUCCUGCCAGCUGGUUCCAGCAACGGAUCUGACUCAGAGGCCUUGGGAUCAAUGGAGAUCUCUCCACUGUACAACAGGGGCCUUUGGCUCAUGAGCUGCUGGCACCAGCGGAGGUGAGAUGGGUUCAUUUCUAUAACACACGUG
Gavialis gangeticus (Gharial) is the source of this 941-nucleotide messenger RNA. It is a transcript of the gene CSRP1, whose product is annotated as cysteine and glycine rich protein 1. Gene Ontology annotation, biological process: muscle tissue development; sarcomere organization. The record is from RefSeq and is a predicted model, not a curated record. Gene Ontology annotation, molecular function: structural constituent of muscle; actinin binding. Bases 71 to 652 code for a protein of 193 amino acids. Gene Ontology annotation, cellular component: nucleus; cytoplasm; Z disc. NCBI's taxonomy places the organism in Eukaryota, Metazoa, Chordata, Crocodylia, Gavialidae. The transcript is spliced from 6 exons.